AUGGCGGAGCUGCACGUCGUCGGGGAGAUCGUGGGGGCGCACGGUUUCGAGGACAGGAAUCUGUUCUGCAAGUGGGGCGUAGAGGCGGGAAGCAUGUGGGACCUCGUCGAGGGCGAGGCGGGCGGGCAGACGCAGUGCGACUAUCCCCCCGACGGCGAGCCCGGGGUGGUCUGGGCGCACCCGGUGGAUCUGCACUACGCGACCAAAUCGCUCAUCGGCUGGCCGAAGAUGUGGUUCCAGGUGUGGUGCCUCGACGUCCACGGCGCGAAAGACCUCGCGGGGUACGGAUUCUGUCACGUCCCGACGUCGCCCGGGAUGCACGAGGUCGAGGUCGCGACGUGGGUCCCGGAGGGGAGCGGGAUCGAGAAGCUCACCGCGUUUUUCGUCGGCGGGCGACCGAGGUUGAAGUUCGAGGAGGUGAUUCACUCCCCGGGGGAUCGGUUCCGGUUGCAGACCAGAGCCGCGGGGGUCAUCAAGCUUCAGCUCGGCGUGUGCGUGCGCGAUUUCGCGAAAUACGCGGUCGCGCAGUGAGCGACGAGACGGACGGACGGACGGACGGAGGCGGGUCGAGUGUACAGUUGACGCUAGCGAUGUGGACGGAUCAAAUCUAUCACUCU
Molecule: messenger RNA, 617 nt
Organism: Micromonas pusilla CCMP1545
Lineage: Eukaryota; Viridiplantae; Chlorophyta; Mamiellophyceae; Mamiellales; Mamiellaceae
Exons: 2
Coding region: 1-531 (176 amino acids)
Biological process (GO): cilium assembly
Cellular component (GO): MKS complex
Source: RefSeq, a predicted model, not a curated record